This is a messenger RNA of Leptonychotes weddellii (Weddell seal), 2716 nucleotides long. NCBI's taxonomy places the organism in Eukaryota, Metazoa, Chordata, Mammalia, Carnivora, Phocidae. The record is from RefSeq and is a predicted model, not a curated record.
GCCGAGCCCGCCCACUCCGGCGAGAGUCGCGCCGGACGCUGUGCCCGCCGCGGUCAACGGCGCGGGAGGACGACCGCUUUGCCAGAAAAAUUCACUUAUGUACAUGCACAUAAUAUUGCAUACUUCAGAGGCGGCUUCUAGGACCUACUGAAGUUUAUCCUCUAGCAGUCCAUGGACUCCAUGGACUCCAACGGAAGAAUGCAGACAAUCAAAUGCGUGGUUGUAGGAGAUGGGGCUGUAGGUAAGACCUGCCUCCUCAUCAGUUACACAACGAAUGCCUUUCCUGAGGAGUAUAUCCCCACUGUCUUUGACAACUAUAGUGCCCAGACAUCUGUGGAUGGCCAAAUCGUCAGCCUGAACCUGUGGGACACAGCUGGCCAAGAGGAGUAUGACCGACUGCGAACGCUGUCCUACCCCCAGACCAAUAUCUUUGUCAUUUGUUUUUCCAUUGGCAACCCAUCCUCGUAUGCCAAUGUGAGGCAUAAGUGGCACCCCGAGGUCUCCCAUCAUUGUCCCAAUGUGCCUGUCCUGCUGGUAGGUACCAAGAGAGACCUGCGGAAUGACGCUGAGACAGUGAAGAAGCUGAAGGAACAGAGCCUAGUGCCCACAACUCCUCAGCAAGGCACUUCCCUGGCUAAGCAGUUUGAGAGAUGCUGGGUUAAGAGGAACUAGAAAAUCCCAAAGAGGCUGUGGUGGAAAAAAAAAAGCAUAAUGUGGUCCUGUUCUUUUUGAUGUUUCCCUCUUUAUGCCUUUGAGGGGAAUGUUUAUCAGCCACGGACUUGUUACUGGUUCCUCUUCUGCCCUCAGGAGAUGAGUUUGGCACUUCGUCACGGUAGCACGUUGGAUGUGGGGUCCGAUGGUCAGAUCUGCUAUCAGAUUAUGAUAGCACUAUGGGCCUGGUGUUGUGGAAUUAAUCCCCCAUAAAGCUAUGUCCCUGAGGCCUCUGUGAGGCCCUUUUUUUCUGUCAGCUUCUGCUUCAGGGAAAGACCACUGAAGGUUAACCCCACAAACCAACCAACCACCCAACCAAAGUGUUCUGCCAGUCAUUAUCAGGGAGUUGUGUGAUUCUUCUCAGUGUCCUACCUUGCUGUCUUCCUAUUCCUCCCUCCUCUGUACAUUGUGUGUGUGUGUGUGUGUGUGUGUGUGUAUUUUCAGUCUUGGUUGCCUUUUGAUGUCUUUUAGUUGCUCGAAGAAAGUUGGAGUAUGUUGGAUCUCCAGACUCCGGGGCUGUCACAUUUGUGGGGAUUUUGCUGGGGGAUUUCAGCCUGCCCUGCGGCGGUAGGAGUCAGAUUCCUUACCCCAGUAAGCCUGCUUCUCCUUAUUCUCCCUAGUUGUAUUUUUGACCUUCUUCAUUUGAUAUGGAAGGAAAACUUACUUCUCCACCUGGCAGAUAAUAGUUGACAACUCCACUGUGCACAUAUUCUCUUACCCUGCCAAAAUAAGCAUUGGAUCUUUGAGAGUUUGGGAAAUGGAGUUAAAAGAAUCACAUAGCUCCUUCUGUGGUGAAUGAAGGGUCUGUGCUUUGCUCUGGGAUGGUCCUGCUGUUGCUCUUUGACAUUAUAUGAUCAGAUUAGUCCUCAGGUUAACUGAGCCUCCUGGAUAGGGUUGCCAGAUAAAAGAGAGUAGUUUUGUUUUUGUUUUUUUUACAAAUAAUUUUUUAGUGUAAGUAUGUACCAUGCAAUAUUUGGGACAUAGAGUCAAAAAAUUAUUUGCUGUUUAUCUGAAAUUCGAAUUUAAUGCGGCAUCCUAUAUUUUUGUUUGCUAAAUCUGGCACCCCUAUUCUUGGAGAAGCGGAAGCUGGAGGUUGAGCAGAUACCAAGUGUUGUUAGAAAGUGAAAGGUUACAUAAGCUCACUAUUCUUCCUCCUUUCCUUCUGGUUUUCCUUUCCCUCACCAUGGACUAAAGUGUUCUGUUUUGCUUUUCCUUUAUCCCUGUACUCUCCUCUUCAUACAGUAAUUCAUUGGUGUAUAUUUCUACACCAUUGUCUAAAGCUGUGGAGGAUCCAGGAUGGAUAGUAUUGUCUAGUAGAUGUCUUCUAUCUCAGUUUCAAUGUGCUGUAUCUAUUUCUGGCAUGUGACCCAGGGCCUCCUGUUUGGAGGGGGGGUUGUAGGGGCUCUGUGUGAACAGGGUGUUAACUGGAAGAGGGUGAGGGUGGCCCUCCUUAACUAAGGCCCAGUAGCACUUUGGAAAGUGGGGGUCUAUUAUUGUAGUGUGGGGACUGUAGGAGUCAACUGGCCUGUGGGCACAUGUGCCAACUGCUCUGUGUAGUCACUGAGUUUUUCCCACGGGUGGCCAAAUGAAGCACCUGUUGCUCGAGUGUAUUCUGGUCUCAGGAUGCUCGGAUUGAUGCUGCCUGAGGUGCUUACAGGACUUCAUGGUUGAAAGGGGCUAGAAACACGGCUGUCACCUGUGUCUCUGGGAACUUUCCAUUUAGCUACUGAAAUCUUUUAAAUUGGCUUUUAAUUUAAUAGCACCUCCUGCUCCUGCUUUGCCUGGGAAAAUCUCGGAUGUAAGCCUGGGCUUGGUCUGGUCAGACUCGCGUCCUCUAACGAGUGGAGGUGUGAUCCCCAAGUCUGAGAGUAUGAUUUUGUAUUGGACUCAUUUGAUGGUCCUGAACAGACACUGACAUCUUGAUUUUUAUACUUAAAAGGAAUUUGUAUGAUGACUAACAUGCUAGUACCACUUUUAAAUUGUUCAAUAAACUUUUCUGAUUUUA